UAAAAAAUUAAGUAGGUGCAGCCAGUGAUACAAAUACUGUAAGUUCCGCCACAGCGCCACUAUACUGUCACUUCAUUUCAAUCUGCUUCUUCUCCAUUUCAUCAUAAUCAUGGCGACCACACUAACACCAAUUCAAACCUUCAAAUUCACUCAUUCUCAUUCUCCAUCUUCAUUUCCAUCUCAACCUAACUCAACCACUCUCUUCUUCCCACCUUCCACCUCCCGCCGCAACAACAACCUCAUCCUCUCCGCCGCUGCUACUUCCGGUGACACCACCGUCUCCUCCAACGGCCCUCCUCCUCCUCCUUCACCUUCUCGAUCAAAAGUUCGGAGACACACGAUUUCGGUGUUCGUUGGUGAUGAGAGUGGAAUGAUUAACCGAAUAGCUGGAGUGUUCGCAAGAAGAGGAUACAACAUUGAGUCAUUAGCUGUUGGUUUGAAUCAAGAUAGGGCUCUUUUCACCAUUGUUGUUUCUGGUACUGAUAGGGUUUUACGUCAAGUUGUUGAACAGCUUCAGAAGCUUGUCAAUGUUUUGAAGGUAGAAGAUCUUUCACGUGAACCUCAAGUAGAACGUGAAUUGAUGCUCGUGAAAGUUCAUGCAGAUCCCCAAAACCGUGCUGAGAUUAAGUGGUUGGUCGACACCUUCAGAGCCAAGAUCGUAGACAUCUCGGAACAUUCCGUGACGAUUGAGGUUACUGGAGACCCAGGGAAGAUGGUUGCAGUCCAGAGAAAUUUCGGCAAGUUUGGAAUUAAAGAAAUAGCUAGAACCGGAAAGAUUGCAUUAAGAAGGGAAAAGAUGGGUGCAUCUGCUCCAUUUUGGCGGUAUUCAGCUGCUUCGUAUCCAGAUCUUGAGGGAAAAACAGCUAUUAAUGCUCUUGUUGGAGCGAAAAACGUGAAUCCUGUUGACAAAACGGAUACGCCUGUGGGGGGAGAUGUUUAUCCUAUAGAGCCUUCAGACAGUUUUACAGUCAAUCAAGUACUUGAUGCUCAAUGGGGUUUUCUCAAUGAUGAAGAUACUAGCGGAAUUCGAUCCCACACCUUGUCUAUGCUUGUGAAUGAUGCUCCCGGAGUUCUAAACAUUGUUACAGGAGUCUUUGCUAGAAGGGGCUAUAACAUUCAGAGUUUAGCUGUCGGACAUUCAGAAGUUGAAGGAAUCUCUCGGCUUACAACUGUGGUUCCGGGUACAGAUGAGUCAAUCAGCAAGUUGGUGCAGCAACUGUAUAAGUUAGUGGAGCUGCGUGAGGUCCGGGAUAUAACCCACUUGCCAUUUGCUGAGCGAGAAUUGAUGCUAAUAAAGAUUGCCGUAAAUGCUGCUGCACGACGUGACGUUCUUGAUAUUGCCAGCAUUUUCAGGGCUAAAGCUGUUGAUGUGUCAGAUCAUACAAUAACCCUUGAGCUUACUGGAGAUCUGGACAAGAUGGUUGCAUUGCAGAGAUUGUUAGAACCAUAUGGCAUUUGUGAGGUGGCACGAACUGGACGCAUAGGACUUGUCCGUGAGUCAGGUGUGGACUCCAAGCACCUCCGUGGUUACUCUCUUCCCUUAUGAUUGAUUUAUGUGGGCAAAGGAGGGCACAAGUUUUUGGCUUGUAGAGCUUUAUAACUUACGCUGUGCUUGCUAGUGUUUUGGCCUUCGAUGACCAUAAUGUUAUAUUUGUGAUUUGCAAAUGAUUAUAGUAUCUGCUCCAGACUACUAUAGCUAUACACAGACUCUAAUGUUCUAGGCUUCGAAUGCCAUCUAGAUAUUUUUUUCAAGAAAAAACAAUUUCACUUCCCAUACCUUUGUCUUGAAUUUGUUUUUGGUAGAAUUACGGUUACCUGUUGUGUUCUUCCAGCUA
Medicago truncatula (barrel medic) is the source of this 1835-nucleotide messenger RNA. RefSeq names its product acetolactate synthase small subunit 2, chloroplastic. The record is from RefSeq and is a predicted model, not a curated record. The transcript has 12 exons. NCBI's taxonomy places the organism in Eukaryota, Viridiplantae, Streptophyta, Magnoliopsida, Fabales, Fabaceae. Gene Ontology annotation, biological process: L-valine biosynthetic process. Gene Ontology annotation, cellular component: cytosol. Gene Ontology annotation, molecular function: acetolactate synthase activity; acetolactate synthase regulator activity. Bases 110 to 1546 code for a protein of 478 amino acids.